AUGACACUCCAAAGAUGCCUUUAUCAAGUUUCAAAACAGUUGAUAUCACAGCGAUUUAUUCUUCAAUCAAGUGUUAGGCAGGUUUUGUGCAAAAUCAGCUAUAAAUACAGUAGUAAUACUGAAAAAAAGUUCUCUGACCGACAUGAAUGGGUGCUUGUUGACAAAGAAAAUAUUGGAACAGUAGGAAUAAGUAAAUAUGCUCAAGAAUCUCUUGGAGAUGUUGUGUUUGCCCAGUUACCUGAUCCGGGAAUGCAAUUAAAUGCUGGUGAUGAGUGUGGUGCCCUAGAAAGUGUUAAAGCUGCUAGUGAAAUAUACUCUCCAGUCAGUGGAACUGUUACAGAGAAGAAUAAGGAGGUUGAAAAGAAACCUGGGCUUAUAAAUAGUUCUUACUAUGAUAAAGGAUGGCUAUUUAAACUUAAACUUUCAAAACCAGAACAAUUAAAUAAUCUAAUGAAUGAGAAGCAAUAUGAAGAAUUUUUGCAGACUGAUGUUGAAAAAGAUCACACUUAA
This is a messenger RNA of Pieris macdunnoughi, 510 nucleotides long. The record is from the annotation of a GenBank genome assembly. Lineage: Eukaryota; Metazoa; Arthropoda; Insecta; Lepidoptera; Pieridae.